ACGGACAGGGCGGACCGUGAGACAGGGCGGACCGUACCAGGGCGGACCGUGACUCGAGACUAGGCGGACCAUAUUUUGGGACAGGGCGGACCGUCACUCGAGACGAGGCGGACCGUGAUUUAAAAAAGUAUUUAUAUGUGGAUUUAUGUAAUAAAAGUAUUAAAUUAUUGAUGUUUUUGUUCUUCGUAUUAAUAUUUUUAUAUUUUUUUUAUAAAAGUAAAAAUAUAAAAUUAGUUUUAAAAGUUCAUGUGUAAUUGUAUAUUAAUUUGCUGAUUGGACGAUGUAAUUAAGACAAAACACGAAACACUUAUGAUAUAAACUAGAUUACAGUAGUAUUAUAAAAAUAAGUAUGAUGAUUAAGUAUCAAUUAAAAUAUAAUUGUGUUUUGUUUUUAUCAGCUGUGAUUAAAACAGAAAAUGUUUGGCAUAAGAAAAAACUGUUAAAAAGUUAACAUCGUUCACCGAAUGGCAUUAAUCAACAGGCCGUUAAUCAACAGUAGGUGAUAAUUGCUUUUGACUAAAUUAAUUUGUUUGCAUUUUAUAUUAAAUUUGAUUGAAAACACAAGUAUAUAAGCUAGCCAAAAACUUCAGGAAAUCACAAAUCACUUGUAACCUUUACUGCGUAACAAUGCCAAAAAAUCCUUGUGUACACUGUGACAGAGGUGUGUAUUCCAACCACCGAGCCGUUGAGUGUGAUUCUUGUCAUAGAUGGCAGCAUUUACUGUGUGGAAAUACAGGUAUUAGUGUAAAGGACUACAGAAAAGCCGUCCACGAUGGUAGUGACUUGCCAUUUACGUGUAUUCAAUGCUCGCCAGAUGUUGAUGAACAUAUCAGAACUCCAGAUAAAUCCACCAACAAUGCUGAAAGAAAUGAACAAUUAAGUGUAUCCUUAGAAAUCCCGGUAGUGAACAACACAUCUUCAGAUAUUUAUGACAUCGAAUAUUCCAGAAGUGAAACAAUGGACUAUAGUUCUGACUCCGAUUAUGACGUGACCAGAAACAUACGGGACAUGGCUAUGGAUCCACCAGAAACAACAUUUACAGACGCCGAGACGGUUCAAGAGGUUCCAGUGAAUUCGCCGAUCGAGUACGAAAUCGUCAACAAUGGUUCCCUUGGUGGGAAACCGAAGCUAGUGUCAUCAGAGGGGUAUUCAUUUGUGAAGAAACGGACAUUUUCGAAUGGUACAAUCGACUGGAGAUGUAGUGUUCGCCACAAAGGAAGCGGUUGUCUAGCCACAAUUAAAGAACUCAACGGUGUAUAUCGUAUAACGGGACAGCCACAUAACCACGCCUCAAAGCCCGGUCUGAACACUGCGGUUCAAUUCAAAAGUGAACUGAAAGAAGUCUCCAAGACAAAACUAUUUGAGUCAGCAUCCAAUAUAGUGUCAGACAUCUCUAGAAAGCAUCAGACAGCCGAUCAACCUCCGUUUUCAAGACCAAGUCAGACGAGUCUUUUGAAACUAUGUAACAGGGCCAGACAAAAACUGAGACCAGAAGAACCAGUAACAACAGAUUUUGAAGUAGAUGAGCAGUUCUUGGAGAAUUUGGGUGAACGAUUUCAUUGUGUGAGAAUACCAGCAAGAGAAUGAAGAUAUGUCAUUUACGCUACAGACUGUCAAUUGGACCUUCUUCAACAAGCCAAGACAUGGUAUAUAGAUGGAACAUUCAAGGUCGUCCGCAAGCCGUUUUAGCAACUGUUUUCAAUUCAAGCAUUCUUAAAGUCUGGGGAAAAUGUCAAAAAAGUCGGCAAGAAGAGACGAGAUUAUAAGAAGGUAAUAUUAUUACGUUUUCUUUUUGCAUUUCU
Molecule: messenger RNA, 1802 nt
Organism: Ruditapes philippinarum (Manila clam)
Lineage: Eukaryota; Metazoa; Mollusca; Bivalvia; Venerida; Veneridae
Exons: 5
Coding region: 628-1587 (319 amino acids)
Source: RefSeq, a predicted model, not a curated record